Humulus lupulus (European hop) is the source of this 1144-nucleotide messenger RNA. RefSeq names its product stress-response A/B barrel domain-containing protein DABB1-like. The record is from RefSeq and is a predicted model, not a curated record. Bases 202 to 912 code for a protein of 236 amino acids. NCBI's taxonomy places the organism in Eukaryota, Viridiplantae, Streptophyta, Magnoliopsida, Rosales, Cannabaceae. The transcript has 2 exons.
CCUAAUUUCUCUCUUUUCCCUCUCUUCUCUCUUGAUACCCAUAAUUCUUUCUUCAUCUUCAGCAACGACAACCACAGAAGGUUGUCGUCGUUGACCUUGUCGUUGCGGAUAGCCACCAUAGUGCGGAAUCACCAGCCAGCCCACCUUCUGCACUUCUUCGAUUGUUGUGGAUCUGAGGAAGGCCGACGUCAGAGUUGGUUCAUGUCUUCUGGAACAACGGGGUUGACUCGUGGGUCUGGGCUUCAGGAACAAUGGGUCUUGACUUCGCUCCAUCAAAAUACCAUGUCUUCAUCCCAAAACAUCGAACACGUCAUCCUAUUCAAGCUCAAAGACGAUGCUGAGCCGUCUGAAGUCAAAGCCGCGGUCAACAAAAUCAAGGGCUUGCAGACCAUCGACGAGGUCCUCUACCUCACCGCUGCACCACUCCGAUCAUCAUCAAACUCCUCACUCGCCUUCACACACGUGUCCCACAGCCGCUUCAGGUCAACAUCCGAACUAAGCGCGUAUGGCGUACACCCGCUCCACCUGAGAAUGAAAAAAGAAGACAACCAUCUCAUCGACGAUGUCCUUGCAGUCGAUUGGUUCACCAACGAGUUCGGCGGUGAUCACGUGACUGUGCCUCCCGGCUCCGGCGUGCGCGUGACAUUGUGGAAGCUUAAGGAAGGUUUAGGCGACGAAACGAGAUCCGAGAUUUUGGAGGGGAUGAGAAAAAUUAAGGAAGGAGAAGAAGUGACUGAGUUUACUUAUGGCGUGAAUUUCUCGGAUAGAGGGAAGGGAUUCUCGAUGGCAAUUCUCACGGUAUUUCGGAGUGAAAGUGAAUUGGAAGCCGCAGAUGAUGCAAAUCAGUACGAGAAGUUCAAAGAUUAUUUGGAUACCACACUCGUGAUUGAAUUCGUGGUCCCGUCCCAAUAAUUCGCCAUUUUAUCCAUCUCGAUUCUUGUUAUUGUUCCUAUGGUUCUAAAUCUAUAAAUAUCCGGCCUGGACUUUAGAUCAUCGCUACUGUUAUGUUUGGAAAGCUUUGCAGUUUGUAGUGUGACAAUUUCUAUCCAGUCUCAAAUUAGUUUUUUUUUCCUUGAUAUUUUCAAUAAAUUGAACAAUAUUACAUAUAAGACUCACUAAUGAAACUAUUAAAUUUUAUCCGCCA